Paramecium sonneborni is the source of this 587-nucleotide messenger RNA. The record is from the annotation of a GenBank genome assembly. Lineage: Eukaryota; Ciliophora; Oligohymenophorea; Peniculida; Parameciidae.
AUGGAAUGUAAAUAUGGAUAAUUUGAAUUAGAUGGAUUUUGUUAUGAUUGGUAAUUCUAUCAUUAUUAUAGUAGUCCUGGAAUAAUAAAUUAAGGAAUGAUAACAUGUUUAGAUUGUUUAUUAAAUCCAAAAGAAUGGUAUAAGAAUCCUACUUGUAAAGAAUAUAUUUAUUCAGAUCAAGAUGGAAGUACUUACUAAAAAAAUAAUAAUCGAUGGAAUUACUAUCAUAUUUUUAAUGGACUAAACAUUGAAUUAUGUGUAGAAUGUGGAUAAUCUAGUAUAAUAGACUAAAAUAAUAUCUAUUAAGAUAAUAAUUUUAAAUUAUAAUAAUUUAAAUAAUUUUGUGUUAAUGAAGAAUCUUCUAAUUAAUGUUAUAAAUGUUCAUUGACUUAUUGCAAGUUUUGUAAGAUUUUAAUAACAGGAGAAGUAUGUCUAAUGUGUGAUUAAUCUAGUAAACUUAAUAAUGGGGAAUGUACAGAAAUUGUUUUAGGAUUAAUAGAAGAAAAUAAUUGUAUAUCGCCUUAUUAUAUUUCUUCAACUAAAUAAUGUUUACGUUGCUCUAUAAAUAAUUGUUUGCACUGUUUUGA